Molecule: messenger RNA, 9879 nt
Organism: Mizuhopecten yessoensis (Yesso scallop)
Lineage: Eukaryota; Metazoa; Mollusca; Bivalvia; Pectinida; Pectinidae
Product: calcium/calmodulin-dependent protein kinase type 1-like
Exons: 11
Coding region: 124-1125 (333 amino acids)
Biological process (GO): protein phosphorylation
Molecular function (GO): calcium/calmodulin-dependent protein kinase activity; ATP binding; calmodulin binding
Source: RefSeq, a predicted model, not a curated record
UAUAUACCUCCAUGUUGUGACGUCACUGAGUGGCAGUAGGGCGAGUAGAAAAUGGUUGUGUUCCACUGAUGACAUCUGAGAAAUAUAUGGUUUGACAGUGCAACGAGUAUCUUCAUUACAAAUAUGCCUCUCUUUGGUAAAAAAAUGGGAAAAGAGAAGGAUGUUAAGAAACGAUACAUAUUCAAGGAAGUGCUUGGAACGGGUGCUUUCUCCGAAGUCUCCCUUGCUCAGGAUACGCUGGAAUCGUCAAAACUUGUAGCAAUCAAAUGUAUCAACAGAAAAUGUCUGGCAGGCAAGGAAGAAUCCCUGGAAAAUGAAAUAGAAGUUCUACGCAGAUUGAGACAUCCCAACAUCGUACAGUUGUUUGAUGUGUUCGAAGAAAAAAACAAUGUCUACCUGGUCAUGGAACUAGUGACAGGUGGGGAGCUGUUCGACAGGAUCGUCGAGAAGGGCAGUUACACAGAGAAAGAUGCUAGCUCCCUCAUCAAACAGGUCCUCGAGGCUGUCGACUUCAUGCACGAUUUGGGCGUGGUCCAUCGGGAUCUAAAGCCUGAAAAUCUACUGUACUAUAGCCCUAAAGAAGAUUCUAAAAUAAUGAUCAGUGACUUUGGGCUUUCAAAAACAGAGGAUUCCGGUAUCAUGGCCACAGCCUGUGGCACACCCGGUUACGUAGCUCCAGAAGUGUUAGCACAGAAGCCGUACGGCAAGGCGGUGGACUGCUGGUCUAUAGGUGUAAUAGCCUACAUAUUGCUUUGUGGAUACCCGCCAUUUUACGAUGAGAAUGACACAGCGCUAUUCGCGCAAAUACUACUGGCGAAUUAUGAAUUUGACUCACCUUACUGGGAUGAUAUUUCACCCUCAGCUAAAGAAUUUAUCGGACACCUCAUGUGCAAAGAUCAUAAUACAAGAUUCACAUGCAAACAGGCUCUGAAAUUUCCUUGGAUAGCAGGUGACACAGCCUUAGAGAAGAAUAUCCACGCCUCUGUUAGUGCCCAAAUGAAAAAGAAUUUCGCAAAAUCAAAGUGGAAGCAAGCCUAUAACGCUACAGCUGUCAUCCGACAGAUGAAAAAGUUGGCGAUGAGUAAAGAGGACCAUUCCCCGUCGUGUACACAAGAAAAGAAGUAGAGGAUGUGAGAGUCGGAGCCACCUACCUACACCUUCAUCAUUACUCUCAUCGCACUUCUCAUGUCUCAUCAGUCUCAUCCGUAGAAUUGAUAUCAUUUACGACCGAAACGCGUCAUAUUUUUGCCUUUUUCCCUGAUCAGACAACAGGAGAUUUGUUAUUGAACAUUAACUUGCCCUAUAUAGUGUCAUGUGUCUGUGCCAAUGAUGGGAGUAGAUUCUUUGUAUUCAUAAUAGACCGGUUGUCUUCGUAGAGAGGUUAAAAGAUUAGAUUUAAUAUCAUAAUCCGAUUGUUCAUAAGCAGAUUUGUAGUCUACAAUAUUUUUUUCAAAAAUCAUGUUCAUGUUCAAUUUCAUCAUUUGCAGACACAUAUUUUUUUUUUAAUUCAAUUUAAGGUAAGAGAGUCCCAGCACUUGGUUUUGUAUCUCCAACAACAAAGAGUUCCAAGUUGGCAUUUAACUGACACAGAGUUGUUAUAUACAAAAAUCUUUUUUGAUAAUUUUCAUCUUCACAAAGUUUUGAUGCAGGUGUUUAUUUAGUCCAUGGCCUCUUCAUUAUAGAACCGGAAGUUUAUCCACUGCUCUGCAGGUCAGGAUAUUUGUUACUUUGAAAUCAGAUAUUUUUGUUGGGCCCAAAUUUCGUGGUUUCCUCCAAAAAAACCACCCUUAUACGAGUACAUGAAUUUGUGGAUUAUCCACUAAUACGGAUAAUAGCUUUAUGUCAAACCUGUAAUUACUUUGUGGACCUCUGAAUUGGGGGAAUGAAGAGCACCCAAGAAAUCAACAAAAUUAUAAACAUGUAAAUUAGUGAUUUCACAGUAUGCAGGUUUUUUUUCGUCAACAUAUUGCUUGGAAUAUGUUAAUAUGAAUUAUUUCAAACUGCCUAAUAAGACCAGUAACUUAUAACUGUUCUGGUAUGAAUGUACAUGAAAUAUGGCAACCACACAAAGAAAAGUGAAUGGAUUCUCUCCCUUAAAGCUUGAUGCUAAUAGGCUUUAUUAAACUGAUAUUAUGAAUUCUGUAGUCAGAGUUAAACAGCUGAUUUUAUGGUUGUACCAUAUAAAAUAUUGGAGCACAAAAUAUAAUGCCACAUUUAGCUACAUAGAGAAGACUUGUAACAGCUUAGAGGUGGUUUUAUGUAUACUGACUAUGUUAGAAAGGGGACCAUUGGUUAUUUAGAAAAAUGUUAAUGUCACUAGAAAAAAGGUGAAGGUCACUAGAGAAAGAUGAAAGUCUCUGAAGGAAAAGGCCAAGGUCGUUACAGAAAAGGUUUUGAUUACAAAAGGAAUGUCAUGGUCUGCAGAGAAAGUUUUGUAUCACUAAAAAACCCGAUAAGGUCACUAGAGGAAGGUUAAGGUCACUAGAGGAAGGUUAAGGUCAUUAGAGGAAGGUUAAGGUCAUUAGAGGAAGGUUAAGGUCACAAGAGGAUGGUUAAGGUCACAAGAGGAAGGUUAAGGUCACAGAGGAAGGUUAAGGUCACAAGAGGAAGUUUAAGGUCACAAGAGGAUGGUUAAGGUCACAAGAGGAAGGUUAAGGUCACAAGAGGAAGUUUAAGGUCACAAGAAGAAGGUUUAUGUCACAAGAGGAAGGUUAAGGUCACAAGAGGAUGGUUUAGGUCACAAGAGGAAGGUUAAGGUCACAAGAGAAAGGUUAAUGUCACAAGAGGAAGGUUAAGGUCACUAAAGGUACAUUUAAUUCAUUAGGAAGGUCAUUAGUGAAAAGUUAAGAUCGCUAAAGGAAGUAUAAGGUCAAUAGAGAAAGAUUAAGAUCAUCAGACAAAGGUGGAGGUCAUAAGAAGAAAGGCUUAGUACCAAGACAAUGAUUAAGACCACAAAAAGAAGCUUCAGCUUAUUGAAGGAAGGUAAAGACAUUUAAAAAAUAGAAAAACUGUUGCUACAAAAAAAAGGAGUAAAAGUUGGAAGAUAUGCUACAGUAUUGAACUUUUUAUCCUCCUUUUGCAUUUUCAUCUGUUUUUUUCAAGUCUGAAUUAUAAUAGUGUAGCCAUUUAGUUGGCCUUGUCUGUCUCAGAGUGAUGUUGUGAUAUAUUUAGUGUUGAAGGAAGAUAUUCUUUAGGACCUCUUGGCGUCUCACUUAUUCAUAAGACCUACUUCGGUAUUACCUGUGGUCUACAAUGAUAUAAUUGUGGAAGAAAUUCACCAUUCUCCCUGCUAUACUGAAUAGCUUUACUUGUUUAAACUGAUGAUUCUGAAUCGUGGACCAGAUCUUCCAUCAAUUAGAGGAUACAAAAAUCAAACUUCAGAAAGACUUCAAAAAAAGACAUAACUGCAGGGUAAAAGAUUUGACCAUGGACUCAAUUGAAAAUGUCACUAAUUUAUUGGUUUAUCAGGAAUAGUGCUCGUCAAGAAUCUCAAUACUUUUUAAACUAAUUAUCAAACUAGAAUGUGAUAUGAUGAACGUCUAUAGCCCCCUCCCCAGUAGUUUGUACUUGUAGAUAGUGUGUCUGUCGUACACUCACAGAGAUGCACGUUAAUUGUUAUUUUACCGAUCAAAUAUUGACGAUACACAAUGUAGUUCAUAAAUAUUUAUCAAAUGUGGGCUUCAGAGAUGACGGCCCAAAGUUAAUCCCUUUAUGCUGGAGCCAAAAACUUGAACUGUUUUUAUAUAAUGCUCUGUAUUGGGAGAUUAAUUCUCAUUUAGUACGAGUCUUGAAUCAUGAAAGUGAUGUUCAUCUCAUCUCAUAAGGAGGGACCAUGACCAAGGGGAGAUUACUCUUUCUUUCUCUCUUGCCGUCUCUGCAACAAUAAAUCUUAAUUUAUGUGUUCUUGCAUUUGCGGUCACAAAAUUACAUGGAGUGUCUUUUCUGAGGAGUUUAGUGAGAGAGAGGUCAAUAGGUCAAGGUUACUUGAUACAUCCCAUAAUAAGCAUGUAUGUAUUUAGUCUGUACCCUUUUCUAUGUCUUCAUUCUGUAUAGACAACAAUAUUGGAAAUGGUGGAUUUUUUUUCUCGCCACCAAUUCUUUAUGCAUCCCAGUGAGUGGAAUGUUGUAUUUGAUAAGUGUAAUUUGUUUGUGGAUAACGAGCCUGCAAUAAGGUGUGAUGUGAGACAAUCUUACUGCAGUCAGUUCAUGGUUUAGAUAUUAGUUGUUAAGUUAUUUUACCAAAUGUUGUUUGUUUUGGGGGUUUUCUUUCGUUUUCUUUGACAAUCUUUUUUUUUCAGUGCAAAUUGAUGAGCCCUUGUUAUGUGAAAACUACAACAAAUCAUUUAACACUUUGUUCAAAAUGUAUAACCAUUUUUAAUAUGCUGCCAUAGAUUAAUAAAAAAAAGAGAUUAAAAUGACCAGAUAUUUGAUUUAAUCUCAAGAUUUUUACGUUUAAAACUGUUACAAUUAAGUCUCAGAUUAACACUUAUAUUCUUUAUCACUUGAUGGAUGCACAGACUAUUUGCUGAACAAUUUCCAUAACUGCCAUACAAUCUUAUUAAAAUUCAUUUUGAUGUGAAAUAAUAUAUGUCUAAAGAAUGGUGAUUUAGGAAAACAACUCUGAUGUUUCAUAUUUUUGAAAAGAAAAAUUUGAAUGAUAUUCGCCUUAGCACUUGUUGGUUACCAUCGCACAACAGUGAAACCUUGUGACAUACUGCCAUUAUGAAUAGGAAAAGGGACAUUGUAAUAUGUUAAUUUGGUGGUAUUGAGUUGGCUCUUUUUAAAUUAUGUAAAGGUUUUGCAGUAUAUUUAUAUAGGUUUGAGGUGAAGCCACAACCUCAUGAUGAAAGAUCUUACCCAAAACAAACAUUUGAAGGAUCCAGAAUAAUAACAAACUUUUAAAGUAUCCAAAAUAAUGGCAAAGAUUCAAAAGAAUUCAUACUAAUGGCAAACAUUUAAAGGAUCCAGACUUAUGGCAAAAAUUAAAAAUAUUCAGACUUAAGUAUAAUGGCAAACAUUUAAAGGAUCCAGACUUAUGGCAAAUAUUCAAAAGAUUCAGACUAAAGUCUAAUGGCAAACAUUUAAAGGAUCAAGACUUUUGGCAAAGAUUCAGACUAAUGACAAAUAUUCAAGGGAUCUAGACUAAUGACAAACAUUCAAAGGGUCCGUACGAAUGAAAAACAUUUAAAGGAUUCAGAUGAUUGGUGCUGUGUAAAUUUUAACAUCAUGCAUAAGGAUUGUAUAAAAAUAAAUACCAAAGUUUAAAAAAUCACCAAGACUUGAAUGUUUGAAAUCAUCACAUAUUGAGUUGAACAUGGAAUAUGGACUUUGCGAAUGUGAACAUGAUCACGGACUUAGAUAACAUCUAAUUCCGUGAUAUGAUACAGGGCAUAUUUCCUAUGGUGAUAUGGUACCACAAGUUUUGAUAUUUGGCAUUCAGGCUUGACAGAUUGUAUGAAAGUUGAUGACGGAUGCUUUUGCAAUCACUUCGACAUAACAAACUUUUAAAAAUAUAUAUGUAUAUACGUAUUUGUUAAAUUGUUUCAUUAUUUAUAUAUAUACUGUUACUUGAUAAAAAAAUAAAUAUUGCUAUUGUAUAUUAGUCGUUCAUUGCAAAGAUGUGAAUUUAUAUGAUGACUUAUUUAUGUUACUAUGUUGUGUGUUUCAUAUUUUGAACAGCAGGCGACUAAACGAGGCAGGGUCCAAUAUGUACAUCUUGUAUCUAAAGCGUGAUUUUACUUUGUUAUAGCUAUAAACAGGCCACAAGUUUGUGAUCAAAUUGUCAGUUUACACUGUUUUUCAUUGUUUUUGAAAAGAUUUUAUACAGAGUCUUAAAGAUGGUAAAUUGUUUUCAAGAAGAUAUUUUAGACAUUGUACGUUGCAUUUGAUGAGAACAAUUUAGACACUGUACAUUGUGUUUGAAAGAAAACAGAUUGCCAUUCAUUUAAAACUGUCAUAUUGGGUCAUGUGUUUAUCAUAGGGCCUCAAAUGUGGUUCCGAUGGACAAAGGAUGUUUCACACAAAAAUGGCAAAAGCUGACAUAUUGAGAUUUUGAUUAAAAAAAUAUCAAUGCAGUUUCACAUAACUGAUUGUGUACAAGAAUAAGCCAAAAUAUGAAGAAGAAAAAAAAUCAGCAUAUUUAGCUCACAGAACCAUGUGAGCUUAUAACAUGGUGUAGUGUCCAUUUUACAUCCAUUGCCACUUCAACUUUUCCUUUAAAAGGUCUACUUGUCUAAAAUGGCUCUGUAGAUUUUGACCAAUAUUGGUCUGGAGCAUUGACUCAGCAUUUUAUAAAAGUAGGUGUAGGCCCCCUACUUUGGGUAUAAUUUGCCAGGAUUGCUUUAAUAUCCAUGUGAGCGAUACGUAUACAGGCCCUCUAAGUUCAAUAGUAGCUCAAGGUAUCUUUUUAAUUUGAAGUUUUAUAUUAAAUUAAUCGGAAACUUUGGAGAGACAGUGACCUGUUAAACAUUGUGCCAUUAUUUGUGUUGAAAGCUUUGCAUGAUCCUGUUGUUUAAACAAAAUAAAUAAAUAUUGGGAUUUCCCAUGGUCACAUUCGGACCAUUCAUAAUGCAGCCUUUAGAUGCUAUCAUGACUGACCAUUUUGAGCUGAAGGGACCUCAAGUUAUACAGUGCCAUUCAUGUUUAUGAUUCUGAGAAUUUGUGUACAAAUCAUGAUUGUAGCCAUUGGCAAACAUGAUUGGUAAAGACCAGUUAUAAGGAGUCGUCGUUUUGAUGUUCUUUGAUAAAAUAUUUACUGUAAACCCGGAUAUUUUCACUGCAGUUUAACAAUCCCCUUUCUCGCCCUCCCCAUUGAGGGCGAAUUUAUCAUGGCAGUUGAUGUUAAGCACAACAUACAAUAUAUAGUAAUUACAUGUCAAGGGUGAAAUUUACACUCGGCGAAGAUGGAGUUCACUGGCAAAGGGUGAAUAUUUGACUGUAUUUUUACAUAUACAGUAUUUAUUAAGAUUGAUGAACAAAGAAAUCAUGAUUUGUGAUCGUAAACAGAAUGUGAUUCUUGAUGAAAAUUAAACAAAUCAUGAUUUAUGACAAUUGGUUAAUUUAUCGUUAUUUGAACUGAAUGGUAAACAAUGAUUUGUGAUAAUCUUACAAAUCAUGAUUUAUGGCGAUUGGUAAAUUUAUCGUGAUUUGAACUGAAUGGUAAACAAUGAUUUGUGAUAAUCUAACAAAUCACGAUUUAUGACAGUUGGUAAAUUUAUCGUGAUUUGAACUGAAUGGUAAACAAUGAUUUGUGAUAAUCUAACAAAUCAUGAAUUAUGACAGUCAGUGAAAGAUUAAUGAUCUGUGGCAGUUAGAAUAUGGAAUGAAUCAUGACUUGGAACACAAAAUCAUGGCACUGUAUUUUCUCAAUGCUUUUUUUGUCGUAAAUAUUAUGUUAAAGAAAAUGUAUGAAUGUUUGUGUAAAUAAUGAAUAAAAAUCGUAUGGUGUUCUCAAAAUUCUGUAUGACUACGCAAAUGAUACAAUGUUAGCGAUUAUUAGUAAAGGACUAUUUGAUCACUUUUAUCAGAACAUCUUUAUCACGUUGCCGAUACCUGUAAAGUAUAUUAUGAAGAUAACAUGGUAGAAUAUAUUAGUAGACUUAUCACUGAUCGGUAGAUAUAGUCUAGACACUUACUGCAACUUAUAUCAAAUUAUGCAGGAUAAUAGAUUGUUUUUAAAGUUGAAAUUAUAUAAAAUGUAUAUUUUUUCACACCUUUAGUUAGCCAUAUAUCUCUGCACCAUGUCAUGUUGAAAGAUUUUAGAUUUUUCUCCUAAGAUACAUCCAUAUCAACUCCGUACCGUUACCAGUAGAUAGAUAGAGGGAUGGGUUGGUACAUACUUUGAGGGACUUUCUAAGCAUUCAUGUGAAAUCCUUCGUACUGCUGCACAUAUGUCAAAAUCUAUUUAUCUUAUUUAUAUACAGGUUAUGUCUCGGCAUAAACAAAAUUUUACUUCAUACCGAUUCGUUUUUUUCGAAGUUUGUGCAAGACAUUUAAUCUUACGAACUUAAAUCACAGAAACUGUGUGUUAUUUUUGAAAAAUCUUAACAUUUUAAAAAAGGGAACAAGAGUAUAUUGAUCACUUUGUUUUUAUUUAGUAAGAUGAUUUGCAUUAUUUUGAUAUUCAUUGUUUACAAACGUUUCCUUAUAAUCAGAGCAAGCCAUGUCUGACAUAGUUAAUGCCCUUAAACAAAUGAGUGUUGGAUGCUUACUUAGUUCAACAAAUUUUUAAUUAUCUGAAAAUCUAGAUAAAGUUGAAUUUUGUUAAUCCAGACAUUUUGGCUCUUUAAGUCUUAGAAAAUAUGUCAAAAUGAUGUAAUUUAUUUAUAUAUAUUUUUCUGACGAGGUUUCAUCAAACUAACAAGGAAUAUUGUGACAUUCCUGAUCUUUAUAUUGGAAUUAACCCUUCCACCUCUAUGCAACUUUAGUAGACUCUCCCGUGAUCUGGAUGAGUCCAUUAUGGUCUACAGUGGUGAAAGGGUUAACAAAAUACCGGAUAGGAGCAAAACAACUUAAGGAAACAUCUAGAAUCAAUCUAUUUAUUUAUAAACAAAUCUAAAUUUGCAGGUAAAAUCUGAAAUGUAAACAUUGCAAAAAAGAAAAAAAAAAUUGUUUUAAUAAUCUGAAAAUCUAGAUAAAGUUGAAUUUUGUUAAUCCAGACACUUUAGAUCUUUAAGUCUCAGAAAAUAUGUCAAAAUGAUGUAAUUUAUUUAUAUAUUUUUUUAUUCUGACGAGGUUUCAUCAAACUUACAAGGAACAUGACAUUGUGACAUUCCUGAUCUUUAUAUUGGAAUUAAGGAAACAUCUAGAAUCAAUCUAUUUAUUUAAAAACAUGUCUAAAUUUGUUGGUAAUAUCUGAAAUUUAAACAUUGCAAAAAAGCUCUGCUUGUGAUUCAGCUACUGCUUCACAGUAGCAGAGGUUCGAUGACAAAAUGUUGAUAGUUCCGCGGUUUAAAUCGGCAAAAUUUUGUGUUUGAAUUUUAAUUUAUAUUAGGUUUACCAAUAAAUGUCAUUUUAAAAUGAGUUUUAAAGAAGAUUUCAUGCUUUAAAAAAAUUGAAAAUGAAUUCACGCUACUUAAAAUUUGAAUAGAAUUAUGAAAUGCAUUAAGCAAAAAUGUUAAAAAACAUGGUUGGCCUAAUUAUUGUAAAACAAAAAUGCUUCUACAAAUUUUUGUUUGUCCUUUUUAUUGGUUGAAUGGUUGUCCCCUAUAGUGAGAUGUUCCUUUUGAAUAAAAAACAAUGUUGGAAAAUAGUUUUUCUCUAAAAUAUUUGCAUACCUACAUUUAAACGCGUUACAGCUCUCUGAAGAAUGAUGAAAUGGAAAUAUAAGUAAUUUUGGUCUAAAACUGAUUGUUAUAUCAGCUUAUAUCAGCGCAAGAAAUUAAUUGCAACUUUUUUGUUAACAUUUGUGUUCAUUUCAACGUAAAGGAUAUUUUUAUAAAUAGAAAUGUUUGUUUUAUACAUAAAAAAAAUUGUCAUUUUUGGUCUAAAGUUUAUAAAAUAAGAGGAGAGUCUUAUUUUCUCUGAAAUAUCUGUUGUAGGGUUUAAAUGCAAGUUUCUCAUCUGCAAUUUUAGGUUUGUUACUUACCUAUGCACCAAUAAAGGUGGGUCUUUAUCAAUAAUAAGUGAUAUAAUAAUAAUUUCUGAUGUAUUGGAGAGAUUUUGUACAUGUUUUAUGUUUUUCUCCUCAGUUAUUCUGUUCUGUGGUUGGUCCAUCUUUUGCAGUAAAAAUGUUUCCUAUUAUAUCACUAGAAAACUAUAUUUUGUGACAAUUUACAACACCUUAUUAUAUAUACUUUUAACGUAUUGGUUAUCUCAUGUUGCCAGUACAAUAAGCUUACAUAAGGUAUCAGAAAUAAUAAAAGAAACAAUCCCAAUAUC